CGCAUCACUCGCUGCCUGGGCGUUUAUUUUGAAAUGCGUUAGCAAGGCAAGCUGACUCUCUGUUCUCGUCUUCACAGCAGCACACCUCGAAAUUUCGUAAACACUUUAUUUAUUUAUGUAUUUACACCCAAAGCUCUAACCAUGAUGCAGUUCAUCGUUGGCUUCACUUUGGGGAAUGUAGUUGGGAUGUACCUCGCACAGAACUAUGAGGUCCCGAACAUUGCAAAGAAAAUCGAGGCCUUCAAAAAAGACGUGGAAGCGAAGAAAAAGCCUCCGGAGUGAAGUUGAUGAGUCGUCAAUCUAUUUAUUAUGAGUAGUACACCCAGAUGAUAUUGACGACAGUUUGUUGAAAUAGUCAUUUAAAAAAAAAAAAAUUUAAACAAAAAAAAAAACAUUUCAACACAAAUAUGAUCUAAAGAUUUUCCCUCAACGUUAAUUAAAACUUAGUUAGCACUGAAAUUUUUCAUACAUAUACACUGAUGUUUGUUAGAGUGCUGGAUUUGUUCUCCUGGAUAUUUGUUCCAUUUUCAUGCACGUCGAUCGAUCUGUUCAGCUUAAAGCAUUUACGGAUAAUCUGUAUAAAAGUGGAACACGUGCUCCCUGAAAGUUCUUUCAGUCUGUGAAUAAACUUUGGGUCCAUUUGAACAAG
This is a messenger RNA of Ictalurus furcatus (blue catfish), 649 nucleotides long. It is a transcript of the gene stmp1, whose product is annotated as short transmembrane mitochondrial protein 1. Lineage: Eukaryota; Metazoa; Chordata; Actinopteri; Siluriformes; Ictaluridae. The record is from RefSeq and is a predicted model, not a curated record. Bases 142 to 282 code for a protein of 46 amino acids. The transcript has 3 exons.